Molecule: messenger RNA, 4759 nt
Organism: Lepisosteus oculatus (spotted gar)
Lineage: Eukaryota; Metazoa; Chordata; Actinopteri; Semionotiformes; Lepisosteidae
Product: B- and T-lymphocyte attenuator-like
Biological process (GO): immune response-regulating cell surface receptor signaling pathway
Cellular component (GO): plasma membrane
Molecular function (GO): signaling receptor activity
Source: RefSeq, a predicted model, not a curated record
UUCUAGUUUGCAAACUAUUCUGUGGUGUUUCGGCACAUGAGAAAAAAAGUCCCCAGACCUGUCUAACUGAGCGCACGUCUCUCUCCUCACAGCAGCAGUUACUGUUCAUGGAGGAGCCCCACUGGAGGCACCAGCAAUGUUCCCCCCACAGAGAAGGCUGAUCCUGGAGCUGCUCUUACUGCUCAGUGUGAGCUCACAGGUCCAGGGAAAAGAAAAUGAAUGUGCCUUGGAAGUUCUUGUCCCACGAAACUCUGUGUUGAAUAGUCCUGCUUUGAGACGAUUAACAAUAAACUGUGGGCUUAAAUACUGUGAGGAGAAACCUGCGGUGAAAUGGUGUAAACUUCAUGAGAAAACAUGCAACCCUGUGAAUAAGACAGACAUUAUUACAACUGAGUGGAAGGAGAAGGAUCCCAAUUCAGCCACCUAUUCUCUAACCUUCUCUAAAAUAACCUUGGGUGACAGUGGUCAGUAUCGAUGUGAAGCUGCAGCAAAUGUGAGCUCUGUGUACCAAAGUACUGUGAGCCACUCCAUACUAGUCUCUGUGUCAGAGGCAGUUAAAACAGUUAAUAUCAGUGAAAACAACACGACAGGUGAAGAAAUCCCACGGCAAGGGAAUCCUGACUGGCUAACCUAUAUUUACAUAUGUGCUGGAGUGGUGGCUUUCAUCAUAAUUGUGAUGUUCAUCUCAUUUCUCUGCAUCCAAGGGCAAAAAUCAGCACCACAAUCUGCAGCACCAGUCCAGACAAAACAGCACAUCGCACCAAAGCCAUCUGGACAAGGCAGUGCUCCUCCCGGUCUCCCUGACCGGCCUAGGAGUGUGCGUUCCCAAACCGCAGGUCCUGCCAGCGAGACGAACACCACGUACGAUAACGACGGUGUCCGGAGAAAAUCCAGGUCCAAGAGGACAGCUCCCAACGGUGUUUCACCCACAAAACAAAAAGUCCCUUCCCACGUUGCAGUAAUGGUGGAUCAUUCUGACGUCUAUGACAAUGUAGAGCGCGGAGAAGAGGAAGUGUACCCCAUUGUGUACGCAGCCUUGAACCACAACAGCGACAAAAUUGCUGCACGCUCCUCAGAGCCCCUGGAGGACACAGAGUAUGCAGCCAUCCGCGUCUAAGGUCCUGUAGAGGUGGUACGUUUACUGGCCAUUAACCAUUGCUCAAUCAAAAGUUCAAUAUGAUGUUAAUUUAAACAAAUCUCGGGAUUAUGUGCGUUUCAAACAGGUGUUUACCACUGAUAUCUAAUGUAAUGGUGCUACUGCAAACAAUGCCAGCAUGGUGACGUCACCGCCCUUCCCUCUGACUAGCAGGGACCUCAGCCGGUGGGCUGAGGGGAGAUCUGCCUUUAGCUCAGCUGGCUGGUUCCCUGUCGAGUGAUGCUGGAGGUCCAGGUUUGAGCCCCAUUAGUGGAGGGUCAACCUGAGGCUGGAGUGGCGAAGGCACAUACGCAUGUGAACCCGGAAGUGCUACAAUAUGAACAGGUAACGGGUUUAUUCCAUGCUGAAAAGAUAAGAAAGGAAACACAACGUUUCAGCUGUGAAGCCUUCUUCAGGUGUUAGGUAAACCUGUUACCUGUUCCUUUGCAGUCUAUGCAUGCUGACGUGGGUACCUACAUGAUGUAUUGCAUUACAACCUCUUACCAACUUAUACACAGAGCACAAUGACUAUUUUCAGAAGACUGUGUCCCCCUUUUGUUAUUCCUGAAAUGUCACACAGAUGUCCAGAACAAUAUUCAUGGUCUGCUGUCCUGGAUUCUUACAUUAUUUCUGCAGCAUUCACAGUGUCUUGGGAUUCUCUAUGGCUGUUCUAAGUGUCCUAGUGAUAGCAGGAAGAGGGUGGACACUCUCCUGCCUUGUUUUCAACAAAUGUCUUGUUGUAAGAGUGUUUAGUUCAUUUCAUACAGUCAUGAACUUUUCUUCCAUUCUUAGAUGCAAAGACACUAUAUUUAUGAAUGAAGUUCGAUGUUUAAGGUUCCACAAGGUGAUUGACAAAUUCUUUGAGCAGGGUUGUGAGGAGGAAAAAUAUUUUCUCAAGGAGGUCAGGGUGCACACAUUGAGUUCUUGAACUUGCAGGAGAGGAGGGGUGGCGGGAUGGUGGUCUUUAUUCGUACACAUACAGCAUCAACUGAGGGAAGAGGGCCUGAGUUUUGUUGCAUAAUGUGAGGUGAACCAAAGUUAAAUGUCUUGAACUUCAAAAGGAGUGGGGACAGGCUGUCAAACAACCACUGACCAGAGCUGAGAAAGGACGGGGUUUGCACAUGCUUGAAGAAGAGCCAAUUAUGUAACUCCUUUGCUAUCUAUAGAUGAACUAUUUUCUCCUUACAAACUUCAGAAUACCACAGCACACCUUUCAAUGUUUUAACCCAACUGAGAUUUUCACAGUCCAUGAUUGUAUAUACAGUAUAUAUUGUAUUAUUUUCUCUGUUUUAAUGCUAUUUAAAUUAAUGUUUAUUUAAUUCCUGCAUCACCCUAUGCCACAGCAUUUGUAUGUCAAAGGCAUAACAGUGUAAUAGCUUAUGAAUGAGUAAAAAGUAAGAAAAACUCAGUUUUUGAAAAAUUGCAGGCAUUUUUAUACAUUGUAAAAUUGAAUUUUAAGGGUAUAAAUGAGCUAGUUUUGUAUUCUGGAGGUGACACUUAUCACAAAGGUAUUGUAUUCGAAAAACCCAAAACAUUGUGACAUCACUGUUACCUAUAAUUUUCCACUUUAGAAAUUUAGAACAUGAAAGAACUUAAGUUAGUUUGCAAAUGAGACACCAUUUGGCCCAUUCAUAUACUAGAUAUUAAGUAACUAUUUGUUCUGUGGAUCCCAGCCUUGGCUAAAUAGCUUGUCUCAUACUCCCAUAACCCUUUGAGUAAAGUAGUGCCUCCAGAAUGUUCAUGUACAUCUGAAUGUUCCAUCUAGUGCUUUCUAUUAGUACAGACAGAGAGAAGCUUUCCUUUACUUUUUAACUUUAUUCCAUCAGUGAGAUAUUUACAUCAGUAAUCCUAACUUUUCAUUUCAGGUUUGACAUAUAUUGUUCCUUAACCAGAAAAUCAAUAGACAAAUUAUGAAGAGGAAUGCUUGAAAUAACAACAUUUCUGAUGUUUCUCAAACAGUUUAGUAACGUUUUUGUCCACUGAUUCAAAUAAUUAUUGUAUAUCAUUUUGUGUCUUUAAAAUCUAAAACCUUUAUAUAAAUAGUGUAUGUCUAGUUAUCUUAAAAACACAUGACAGAAUUACAGUAACUCUUGAUUUUCCCUCUCUGGUGCAUAUGUUUUUAUGAGAAUUCUCUCUGGUCUUUGAUACUGGAAUAAAGCACUAAGACGUUGGAGAAUGUAAUGUUUUAACCCCUCAUGAAACUAAUGGGAAAUUCCAAACAUUUGUAUUUUUCAUAUAAUCAAAAGAUUUUCCCCCACCGGCUCAAAUUUCUUCUCCUGUUUCACAGAUGGAGGUGGGAGGCCCCUCACUUCCAGUAAUGUCUGAUAAGAAACUGAAACAAGUCGACAAAAUACCACAACACCUUAACAAUGUAUGGUUAACUUUCGGUUAAAAGUGGUCUCUUAAAUCUGAUUGUGAGAGUCAGAUUACUCUAUCUCACCGAAAAACUCUAAUGUUUAAUGUUUAAUGUUUCAAUUUCAGAGUGCAUGAAUAUUGUUUUUAUAUUGUGUUUUAAAGGUUGAAGUUUUGUGCAAUUUGUAGAUGUCGAGAUUUAUGUAAUUAAUAUUGUUGGUAUUUAAAUAGCUUACAAGUUCAAUCUGUUUUUAAUACUUUUUCUGACAGGGUUAAAGUCAGAAUAAUGUAGAUUUGUACAGUACUCCCUUUGUAAGUUGUGAACAAAGCAGAUAUUAUCAGGGUAGUUCAACUGGCACAAAUAUAAAAAGGCUUUGACAGGAAGCCCUGUUUAUUUUCACAAGGGUCACACCAAGGAUCAAUGAUGUCAUCUAGAGCAAAUGCUAAUAUUUCUCCCAUGAGCAUUUGUGUCCAUUCCUUCGCAAGCCUUUAGUUACUGAUUAAUAAAUACACAUUGAUGGACAACUUGAAACAGUCACAGGCUGGGGUAAAGCACAACUGUAACAGACUGUGAGUGGCUCUCACUGCCAAGCCAUCCUGCCUAUAGAUGUAACAUCCUGCUGUAUGUUAGCUGAGUUUAAAUCCAAUCAAUUAUGUAGGACAAUUAUGUCAUGGCUAUGGCUGUUGUAUUUGCUGUUGUACAUACUUCCAUUGUACUGUUCUUCAAUGCUCUAGCAGAGAAUGCAGUUUCAGUAUCCUUAGAAAUGGGAGAUUUACUCUGAAAACUAAUUUGAAUGUAUUGGAACUAAAGAAAUGGCUUUAAGGGAAAUACUUGAAGUUUCCUGUGAUUUUAUUUUAUUUCGUUUUAUUUAUGAAUCUUUUGCACAUUUGUCAUGGCUCUAUAAUGUUUUAUGAAUACCACAAGCUGUGACUUAAUUUAAUUCCACCUGUAUAAAAUUACAUUUAACUGAAAUGGUCAAGAGAGGUCCUGUGAAAUAUUUCUCAAUUGACUAGAUCCCUUUAAUGUUGUACUGUUGCACAAUCCCCCUCUUUUGGAGGCUCAGAUAUGGAGAUUAUUGUCUGUAAUGGUAAAAAUGCCACAAACUUUGCUUAGACUUGGAGAUACAGCUGCCCUCUGUGUCACCGGUCUGAGAACAAUGUAAUGUAACAGACUUUCCACCGCUGCUUUUGAGUUGGUUGUUGUAUUAAAAAAGUGUUGUGCAUAUUGUAAAAUAUUUGCUUAAACAAUGAAAAUGUUUAGCUUUAAAUAGU